Messenger RNA from Brachypodium distachyon (stiff brome), 1357 nucleotides. Its product is annotated as probable aldo-keto reductase 2. The coding region runs from base 127 to 1173 and encodes 348 amino acids. Gene Ontology annotation, cellular component: cytoplasm. The record is from RefSeq and is a predicted model, not a curated record. The transcript has 5 exons. NCBI's taxonomy places the organism in Eukaryota, Viridiplantae, Streptophyta, Magnoliopsida, Poales, Poaceae.
CAAUUCACCCAAACUCCACUUCUAAACCAGCACAGGAUCACUCCAGUGCUACAGCUCCAAUUAAUUACCUUCCAUUGCUGAAGCGCCGUAGCAACUAGCCAGCCAGCCAGGUCUCGGGAACCUGCUAUGGCUUCUCCGGCAGCGGUGGCGGUGCCGCGGAUCAAGCUGGGCUCGCAGGGGCUGGAGGUGUCAGCCCUGGGGCUGGGAUGCAUGGGCAUGUCAGCCUUCUACGGCCCACCCAAGCCCGAGCCCGAAAUGAUCGCGCUCAUCCACCACGCCGUCGCCGCCGGCGUCACCUUCCUCGAUACCUCCGAUUUCUACGGCCCGCACACCAACGAGAUCCUCCUUGGCAAGGCGUUGCAAGCAGCAGGGUUGAGAGAGAAGGUGCAGCUGGCAACCAAGUUCGGCGUACUCACCACCGCCGACGGCACCCCGGAGAUCCACGGCGAGCCGGCGUACGUGCGCGCGGCAUGCGAGGGCAGCCUCCAGCGGCUCGGCGUCGACUGCAUCGAUCUCUACUACCAGCACCGCAUCGACACCAAGGUGCCCAUCGAAGUCACUAUUGGCGAACUCAAGAAACUGGUCGAAGAGGGGAAGAUUAAAUACAUUGGGCUAUCUGAAGCAUCGGCAUCAACAAUUAGAAGAGCACACGCAGUUCAUCCGAUAACUGCCGUCCAACUAGAAUGGUCUUUAUGGUCAAGAGAUGUCGAAGAAGAUAUCGUCCCUACUUGCAGGGAACUUGGUAUUGGAAUUGUGGCAUACUGUCCACUCGGCGGAGGGUUCUUCUCGAGCGGCCCUAAAAUGGUCAACACAUUGUCUGAACAAGACUUCCGCAAGGGAUUGCCAAGAUUCCAAACCGAAAACCUUGAGAAGAACGCCAUGGUAUUCGAGCGUGUUAGUGCAAUGGCUGCAAAGAAGGGGUGCACAACGUCGCAGCUCGCACUGGCCUGGGUUCUCCACCAGGGCAGUGACGUAUGCCCCAUACCAGGAACCACCAAGGUCGAGAAUUUCAACCAGAACGUGGCGGCUUUGUCCGUGAAGCUCACACCAGAAGAGAUGACUGAGCUCGAGUCUUAUGCAUCGGCUAAUGUUGCAGGCGACCGAUACCAUAACAUUGUGUACACUUGGCAAAAUUCGGAGACCCCUCCCGUAUCGUCCUGGAAGGCCGAGUAAUAGUGCUUGUGGGAAGUGCAAUAAAGAGUUGUUUUCUGGUGUGGCACAUCGCGUGUUGACACUUGAGAGAUGUAGUGCAUGGCGCACUUGCAAAUCUCAGGGUUGUUUUUAAAGAUAUUAAAUGAUUAUCAAAAUAAUGCGUCAAAUUUGUGGCGAUAAGUAAAGAGCUCAUUUUUGCAUGUUA